Messenger RNA from Siniperca chuatsi (mandarin fish), 3196 nucleotides. RefSeq lists its product as uncharacterized. Gene Ontology annotation, molecular function: nucleic acid binding. The record is from RefSeq and is a predicted model, not a curated record. The transcript has 21 exons. Lineage: Eukaryota; Metazoa; Chordata; Actinopteri; Centrarchiformes; Sinipercidae. The coding region runs from base 55 to 3105 and encodes 1016 amino acids.
GCUGUCCUGACAGAGCACAGUGCAGGGUGUGUUUGAUUUUUGUCUCAGAGCAGGAUGAUUGUUGUGAAGCAAGUGGUGCUGCUGCUGCUGCCGCUGCUGGCGGUGAUCGGCACAGACGCGGCGCCGGGCCCCGGAGACUGUAGACGUCUGACCAAAAUGCUGUCAACAAAAGACUUUCACAAGAUUGUAGGGGACUGGGUUCUGGUGUGGUCCGUCUCUGAUUACCAGCAAGGCUCUGACCGGCUGGGAAACCUCUCCAGCUCCUACAUGGAGCUCCAACUCCUCCCUGACAACAAAACCAUCGUGUUCAACGAGAGGAACAUGUUCCUUAAUAGGCAGUGUUUUAUGUAUGGUUUCAACGUAUCGAUGCCCUUUGGCCCCUCCGAAUACCACACACUGCACAUCAUCUCUGCCUUGGCGGAGAAUUUUAUCUAUGAGAACUGCUCCGACUGUCUGGCGGUGCUCUACAGAGGCAAAAUGGCCAACACAAGCAAAGUGGGCCGAUUCCUGCUCAUCUACAGGAGGGAGGGGCACCAUCAGGAUGUUGAGCUGUUGAAAGCGGCACACAGCGAUCAUAAGAAACUGGCAGAGUGUCUGGGAUUUCCUCACGACAAACCGUUCAGCUACGACGGAGCUACAGGUUCUUGUCAUUUGAAAUCUUCUCCAUAUGGUAACUUGGAGACCAUAGAGAGACACGCUAUCCAUGCAGAAAAAUUCCUCAAAGAUGAGCAAAGGAAGAAAGGUGCGCAGCUGACGGACAGAUUACAGAUGGCGCAGCUGAGGCGUAUGAGAAUCAGAACAGAGGCUGGGACCAAGGCCGACGAGGACGUGGAGAAAGGGGAAGACGACGAGGAAGAGGCCAUUCCAACGGCCAAACAGGAUUCAGCAGCAGUAGCAAAGAGUCUAAUACGAGAUAUCGUCCCACGCUGGGGUAUUCCAGAUAAGAUUUCCAGUGAUAACGGUACACCUUUCAUGAGCGCAGCAUUGAAGAGUGCUGCAGAGAGGAAACUGCAUGACUUGGAGCCUGGUGAUUGGAUCGUGGUGAAGGAUUUCAGACGGAAGAACUGGCGGGCUCGCAGGUGGAAUGGUCCCUACCAGAUCUUGCUCACCACUGAAACAGCUGUAAAGGUGGCAGAGAGAGCUACAUGGAUCCACGCCACCCACUGCAAAGUGGGACUGAGAGGCCACGGGGACGGGGUGCUGCUCGCUGUCAUCAUUGUCCUGUCAUCAGUCUCACUAAUGGAAACAUUCAAAUCACAACUAACCCCAGAUGAAGGAGGGGUUAAAAGGGAGGUGCCAUCCAUCUUCCCCAACAUCCCAGCUCAGCUGGAAGACAACGCAUGGUAUGCAACUAUGCUGACGACUGCCAGAAAAGUGACUAACCAGAGCUGCUACGCCUGUGUGCAGCUCCCCCAUGGGGUGGGGGAUUCCAUCCCAGUGAAACCCACACCAUUAAAUGUCUCUGAGACCCUAGGAGUCAUGGUGGCAUUCACCCGGGGGGUUACUCUGCAGAACAGAACAGUGAGAGACAUGGGAGCUGCACUCAAGCUAUGUAACAUCAGCAUCACCAACUACGACGGCUCCACAGCCAGGUUUUGGAACAUGAGCCAAAUAACCCAGCAAGGAAUUCAUUGGCCCAUCAUGUCUACCAAUCCAACAUCCCAGGCCAGUACGGCCGGCUGGGGGCCCAGGGCCUUUAUAAACCGACCUGCUUCCCUCCUCUCGUUCUGCUGUCCUGACAGAGCACAGAGCAGGGUGUGUUUGAUUUUGUCUCAGAGCAGGAUGAUUGUUGUGAAGCGAGCAGUGCUGCUGCUGCUGCUGCCGCCGCUGCUGGCGGUGAUCGGCACAGACGCGGCGCCGUGCACCGGAGACUGUGCCCGUCUGACCAAAAUGCUGCCAACAAAAGACGUGCACAAGAUUUUAGGGGAGUGGGUUCUGGUCUGGUCCGUCUCUGAUACCCAGCAAGGCUCUGACCGGCUGGGAAACCUCUCCAGCUCCUACAUCAAGCUCCAACUCCUCCCUGACAACAAAACCAUCGUGUACAACGAGAGGAGCAUGUUACUUGAUAUGCUGUGUUCUAAGCUUGAUUUCAACAUAUCGUUGAACUUUGACCCCUCCGAAUACCACACACUGCACAUCAUGUCUGCCUUGGCGGAGAAUUUUUUCUAUGAGAGCUGCUCCGACUGUCUGGCGGUGCUCUACAGAGGCAAAAUGGCCAACACAAGGAAAGUGGGCCGAUUCCUGUUCAUCUACAGGAGGGAGGGGCACCAUCGGGAUGUUGAGCUGUUGAAAGCGGCACACAGCGAUCAUAAGAAACUGGCAGAGUGUCUGGGAUUUCCUCACGACAAACCGUUCAGCUACGACGGAGUUGCAGAUUUUUGUCGUAAGAAAUCUUCUCCAGCAGCGCAGCCUGAACAGUCCUUUUUGUCUCAGAGCAGGAUGAUUGUUGUGAAGCGAGCGGUGCUGCUGCUGCUGCUGCUGCUGCUGGCGGUGAUCGGCACCGACGCGGCGCCGGGCCCCGGACACUGUGGCGUUCUGAACAAAACUCUGCCAACAAAAGACUUUCACAAGAUUUUCGGGGACUGGGUUCUGGUCUGGUCCGUCUCUGAUUACCAGCUAGGCUCUGACGUGCUGGGAAACCUCUCCAGCUCCCACGUCAAGCUCCAACUCCUCCCCGACAACAAAACCAUCGUGUACAACGAGAGGAACAUGUUCCUUGAUAAGCCAUGUACUCAGUACUUUAUCAACAUGUCGAUGCCCUCUGACCCCUCCGACUCUGACCACCACACACUGCACACCGAAGCUGCCAUGGUGGAGAAGGACGGAGUUGUUCAACCGUACAACGACUCAGGCGACGUGGAUUUCUAUGAGAGCUGCUCCGACUGUCUGGUGAUGGUCUACAGAGAGAAAGAGUUCCAGUUCCUGCUCAUCUACAGGAGGGAGGGGCACCAUCGGGAUGUUGAGCUGUUGAAAGCGGCACACAGCGAUCAUAAGAAACUGGCAGAGUGUCUGGGAUUUCCUCACGACAGACCGUUCAGCUACGAUGGAGUUGCAGAUUUUUGUCAUAAGAAAUCUUCUCCAGCAGCGGAGCCUGAACAGUCCUGAGUGAAGAUGUUGGAACAAACAAACAUCAAAGUGUCAGCAUAUAUUAGAUAUGUCAUUCACGAAUAAAAUAAAAGCAAAACAAUUACUAAAA